Molecule: messenger RNA, 2318 nt
Organism: Harpegnathos saltator (Jerdon's jumping ant)
Lineage: Eukaryota; Metazoa; Arthropoda; Insecta; Hymenoptera; Formicidae
Product: probable cytochrome P450 6a14
Exons: 7
Coding region: 171-1700 (509 amino acids)
Molecular function (GO): iron ion binding; monooxygenase activity; heme binding
Source: RefSeq, a predicted model, not a curated record
AGUGAAACUUGUCAUAGUGCGGAAAGACGUUUGCAUGCGACGAUUAGUGAUUCAACGUGCGACGGAUAAUGAUUUUAUGCAUUUUUUUAUCGUAUCGCGCAAUUAGUUUUACAUUUAACGACAAACAAAGGAAUUUUCUUCUGUAACAAAGGCGAAAAGAUCGAUUAAUCAUGUUAAUCGGGAUUACAGUCGGUAUUUUUGCCGUUGCUCUCACCUUAGUGUAUAUUUAUUACAAGUAUGUGCUGUUCAAUUUCUGGCGUAAAAGAGGCGUAUUUUAUAUUGAGCCUGUUGUACCAACUGGCAAUGUGACUGAUUUUGUAAUUGGAAGAUUGUCAGUAGGUGAACUCUUUCAAGAAGCCUACAUGAAAUAUAAGCAUCAUCGCGUCUUUGGGAUGUACACAUUUUUCAAGCCAAACCUGAUGAUCGCCGAUCUCGAUCUCAUUCGAACGGUAUUGACGAAAGAAUUCGGCAGUUUCCACGAUCGCGGAAUGUUUUGUAACGAGAAAAUCGACCCACUGUCUGGCCAUUUAUUUCUGUUGCCCGGGAAAAAGUGGCGGAAUUUGCGCGUUAAAUUAACGCCGACUUUCACGUCGGGAAAAAUAAAACAGAUGUUCAUGGUCUUGAAAGAGUGCGGCGAAGAGUUCACGAAAAGUUUGGAGAGUAAAGCUCGCACGAAGGAUGUUAUCGAGAUCAAAGAUAUAUUUGCGAGAUAUUCGACGGACAUAAUUAUGUCGACGGCAUUUGGUAUAAAAGCCAACUGCCUAGUGGAGCCAAACAAUGAAUUUCGACGUUGGGGAAAGAAAACGUUCGAGGUGAAUGCGUUUUGGAAUGCUUUGAUGAUAUUUGCACCACAAGUUCUGAAUUUCUUUUCCAUUCCUAAUACGGAUCGCGGCGUCAGCAAGUUCUUCAUAAAAAUAUUUAAGGACAACGUCGAGUACAGGAAAGCUAACAACGUCGUCAGGCACGAUUUCAUGAAUCUACUCAUACAACUCAUGGAUAAAGGCUAUGUUGAACCCGACGUUGAUAAAGAAAACGAUAAAGUAAAUGAAACCGUUAACACGAAUAAACUCACUAUGCUGGAAGCGACCGCACAAGCCUUCGUCUUCUUCUUAGCCGGCUUCGAGACCUCCUCGACAACUGCGACAUUUUGUCUGUAUGAGUUAGCUCUACAUCAAGACAUGCAGGAUAAAGUCCGCCAAGAGAUCGAUGAGACGUUGGAAAAACACGGUGAACUGACUUACGAUGCUAUUAGCGAAAUGACAUAUCUUCACAAGGUAGUUCAAGAGUCCUUGCGGAAAUAUCCACCGGUACCUAUCUUGAAUCGUGUCUGUACUAAGGAGAUAGUCGUCCCGACAACAAACGUUCACGUGCCGGAAGGGACUCUGAUCACCAUAUCAGUGCUUGGAGUGCAGCGAGAUCCUUCGAUAUACCCAAACCCGGAUAAAUUUGAUCCUGGACGUUUCGACGCGGACCAAGUAACAACGAGGCAUCCUUACGCUUUUCUGCCGUUUGGCGAAGGACCGCGAGCCUGCAUCGGUACAAGGUUUGGGUACAUACAAACAAAGGUUGGAAUUAUAAGUCUUCUGUCAAAAUUCAAAUUUAAACUGCAUCCUCAAACUCCGGUACCAUUACUUUUCAGUGAAUCGCCAAUUCCGCUCUCACCCAAGGGCGGUAUACAUCUUUUUAUUGAAUCGCGAUAAUCUAGUUGUGUUCGCACAACUUUUAAAGAAACUAUAUAUCACUAAACUAUAUAUCACUAAACCGAAUAUAAUUUGAAUGUCGUUUACAUGUUUUAAAAGUAUAAAACUUUUAAGAUGUAAGGCUUGUGAAAUAAAACUUGUAAAAUAAAAGGUUCAUAAAAAUAAGAAUAGCAUUUGCAUAAUGGCUAAAAAUAUUACGACAUUGAAAUUUUUAAAUCAGCAGAUUACAAAUUUCUGAUUUUUCUUUCUUUAUGUACGCAUAUCCAACUCUUCCUCACACAUUAUAAUUCAUCUUUAAGUCAUGUAAGUAUAAUUCAUUUUUAAGUCGACAUCACCAGGUAAAUUAUAUUUGAAUUAUGUUUUGCGACAAAGUAGUGUCGUAAAUAAUUAUAUAUAACGCGGACUUUGUCCAUCUAUAAAAUAUUUUUAUUGCAAUAAAUAUCAACGAUUUGCAAUAAGUAUCAUCAGUGAUUAUAAUAAAAGUGAUUUGUCAUUACGUUCAGUUGACAGAAAAUCGUUAGACACAAAAUGUCAUGGGACUAUUAAACGAAUAUUUUGUCAUUUUUCAAUAUUUUCGAAUGUUAUAUGAUGAAUAUAUCCAAGGAUUGAUUUAAUAUA